Molecule: messenger RNA, 1304 nt
Organism: Drosophila innubila
Lineage: Eukaryota; Metazoa; Arthropoda; Insecta; Diptera; Drosophilidae
Gene: sosie
Exons: 4
Coding region: 395-961 (188 amino acids)
Source: RefSeq, a predicted model, not a curated record
CGAGCGCGCAGGCGAAUGGUUCAUUGUUCAGUUAGCUGAAAUUAAAAUUCAGAUCCAGUCUUAGAUCUAAAUAUUAUUCAAAGUGAAAUAUUAAGUAUACGAAUAUCAAUAAUAAAAACAUACUGUUAUUUACAAACUGAAUAUAAUUCCAAGCUUGGUUUAUAAUUUUCCUUUGUUUUGAUUGUUGUGCUCUUUUCGGGACGAAACUAGUUUAAGUGUUGAAAUUUGCAUAAAAUCGUUAAGCAAAUAAAAAACAUUUUUAACUCCUCUAACUAUAGUGCGUAAUAGUUUGAUUAUAAAACAAAUAAAAGAAGUACGUUGAAACAAUUUAUAUAACACUCGAGUUUUGGCGCCUUAAUUUAAUUCCUUUACGCCCAACUCAAGUUGCACCAAAAUGCAGCCCUUGAAGCGUUUCACACAAUGUGGCAGCUUGACCAUGCUCUUUGGCGUCUUCAUCAUACUCUUUGGGGUGAGCUCGACGGCAUUGACCACAUUCGGCAAGACCAAUAAUCAACCGCCACCCACUCAGGGACCCAUAAUCAAAGGUCGCGAGUGCAACAAUCACGAUGAUUGCUCGGCCAUAGACCGUACCAGCUGUGUGAAGGACACCAAUGAUUACAAGAUGCGAUGCCUUUGUGGAGAUGAUACACCACCAAUGAAUGGACUUUGCCCAGAUGUGCUCAAAGGAUUGCGCCACAAGUGCAACAGCAAUAAUGAUUGUGAGGACGGGAUGGUUUGUCAAUUCGAGAACAAUAAUCGGACCAUCGGAGUAUCCAAGUUCAUGUCAAGUAAAACCAAACUCUGUCUGUGUGAUAAUGAUAAUGGCUAUGUGGAGGAUAUAUUGCACGAUAUUUGCAGUGGAGCAAAUCAACAAACUCUUGUAAACAUUUUGGUAUCUGUCUGCACUCUGAUGGCGCCGUUUGUCUACUCCGCCCACAUGAGCAUGAGAAAGCAUUUCUAGAAGGCGACUUAGGUCAUGGCAAGAGAAAUGCUAUUCAACAAUUUACGUUUAUGUCCUUUAGUGAUCCAUCAAAUGUGCCUCAAUAAAUCAAAAAAGAAAGAUCUUGUUCAAAUACAUUUUAUGCUCCCGAUAUUGCUCCCCGAAUUCAAUAAGCUAUCAAAUUGGCGUAAUAAAUAGAUAAAGUGCAAGUUGCAGUCGUCAUUAGCCCAAAUGUCGUUAUAUUGUAUAAGUUUCAUAAGUACCACCGUCAAUUUUAUUCGCUUCUCACACAAAGUCGCGUUAUACAUAGUUUACAAAUGUACGUAUUGUCUAAUAAAGGUUUUAUAUAGAUAUCCUUACCAAA